AAGUAGCUACAGAGAGACUCUGUCGGAGAAAACAAUAUAAGUAGCUACAGAGACUGCAAGCUUGAAGUACUUUCAUGACUUUUUUAAAGCUGCCAUCGUGUCAAUGCGCAAUUGCGCGGCCAGCAAACCACGAGCUGCGGCAAGUGGCAACAAGGGGGCCUGAAAAGUAACGCUGCGCGUCUCGCGAAAAAUCCUUCUGCUGUGACCCCAUUCCCAAGAAACGGACUUCCAAAUGUCCUCACUAUAAUCAGGUGAGCUCUCUCCUUGCGACUUAAUCGUGGACGCUGUUGGAGGGACCGAUUCGUUUAUUGAAGACAAUUGGAGCAUGGGGAGAGUAUGGACUCAUAUAUGUUGUGACUGCAACUCACGAUGACAGAUCGCAGCAGGUCUGUGGAUGCACUCUUUAAAAGUCUGGAUAUUUUAAAGGAAGCACCAUGGACGCAGCGGACAUAGUUGCUUCCGUUUUGGUUUUAGGGAUUAUUAUCGUGUCGUUGCUGUCCAACGUUGUGGUGCUGAUCUGUUUUCUGUAUAACCCAGAGAUCCGCAAACAGGUACCCGGUCUUUUUAUUCUCAAUUUGACGUUUUGCAACCUGUUGCUAAGCGUGUUCAACAUGCCACUAACUCUGGUCGGGCUCAUCAGCACGGGCCACCCCGGAGGCAGCGGCUGCUGCCAAAUUGUGGGUUUCCUCGACACUUUUCUUACCACUAACUCCAUGCUCAGCAUGGCAGCUCUCAGCAUCGAUAGGUGGGUGGCGGUGGUGUUCCCUCUGAGCUACCACUCAAGAAUACGGCACCGGGAUGCAGUGAUAGCGCUGGCAUACAUGUGGAUACACUCAUUUUGCUUCUCCACAGUGGCCACCUGCCGCUCCUGGGUCGGCUACCAUCACCUUUACGCAUCGUGCACACUCUGCAAUGUCAGGGCGAAGGCAGCCGGAACGCAGUUCAUCAUUUUCACCGUGGCUUGUCACUCUCUCACUUUCCUCCUCACGCUGAUCGUGUUGUGUGUAACGUAUCUGAAAGUGCUGAAAGUUGCAAGGUUUCACUGUAAACGCAUCGACGUGAUCACUAUGCAGACGCUGGUGCUGCUUGUGGAUAUCCACCCCAGUGUGCGCCAGAAAUGCUUGGAUGAGCAGAAGCGGAGGAGGCAAAGGGCCACCAAGAAGAUCAGUACGUUCAUUGGCACAUUCGUGGUGUGCUUCACCCCUUAUGUCAUUACAAGAAUUGUAGAGCUCUUCUCCCCAUGGCCCAUAAGCCCUCACUGGGGUGUGCUGUCCAAAUGUUUGGCCUACAGCAAGGCAGCCACCGACCCAUUUGUCUACUCGCUGCUCCGUCACCAGUACAGGAAGACCUGCAUCCUUCUGGCCAACAAAGUCCUUAAGAGGAGUCCACUCAACUCCUCCUCCCUCUGGAUGGAGAACAGCAUAGGGAGGAUCACCAACAAUUCCAACACAACUGACAACAUCCAACCACCUACCAACAAACCACUUGGCCAGUGAAGCACAUCACUUUCAGAGACAAUAAGGGUACUUUACCAUUCUAAUGGUGUCUUGGAUUCGAGAUCUUACUUUGAGGUUAACACUCAUGAGAAUGGGGGUAUGAGUAGAUUCACUUCCACUGGUGGUGAACAUCAAAGUGAGCUUUUCACCUAUUAUUUGUUGGUGGACAAGGCUGGCAAUAGUCUAUAUUUUUCUUAUUGUAAACAAAUCCCAUUAAAAGACCAAAAAAGACAAUAUGACUUCCCCAGCCUGUCUGUGGAACCCCAUGCUCAAGUGUUCCUACCAAAGAUAUAAGUCUUAAAAAAAGAUCACAAAUAAAUACCCUCAAUUUAAAAAAAGGCUAAACAAUUUUCUUAAACAGCUGAUCACUGCAGUUGUUUGCAACAGUUCCUAAAACAGCAGCAGAUUUGGUACACACUAGUGAAUAUUUACAGCAGCUUAUCAUUAAUUUAAAAUAAACUACAGUGCCCACCUUUAUGUUAAUGAAGGACUAUGUCACCCAGUGCAGCACUAUGUCUCAUUUUAAAUAGUUUUUGGACAAAAAUGUUGACCCAAAGCAAAAAAGAAUAAUCUAUAUAAGACUUACGGAAAUAAUUGUCAGUAGGAUCAAUGCAUUGUAAAGUUAGAAGAUACUUUAAAGGAGAAUAGACCGACCACCUUUGUAGGUUGUGUGUGUAGGUUGUAAUGGUAUUAAGUAUUUCAAUACAAUGUAACACUGUCUUUUUCUGCGAAGAGUGACCGUUUCUAAUGAGAUAAUUUGUAGCAUACUGGUAAAUGUGUGUUAAAUAGCCUGUGUAACAUGGGCAUUAUGGUAACUAAUCUGUUAAUUGUGUCAUUAAAGGCAGAAACUACAAUCCUAAUGUUAAGAGGAGUGUCGCCCUUAAACGUCAGGACAGAGGCGCUGUUAUCACUCCCAAAUGGAUUAGCAGGUCUGUGUGGACUAACACUAGACAACAUCUAAAUCUUAAGCAUUAACAUUAUUUGAUGCUGUUUUGUCAAAUCAGUAAUGUAUUAACACAAGAGUAAAACCAAGUGUAUUGUCAUUACGUCAAGUAUAGUUGUAGCCUACAUUAUAUGGUGUAUAAAAAUCACUGGUUUUCACUGGCAAGAAGGUUUACAUCCCACCUAAAAUGAAUGGCAGCAUUUCUGAAAUUCAAGCAUAACCUCUGACCUCAAGGAUGAUUCUCUAGCUGGAUAAAUUAGUAUAUGUGUUAAAGGGAUAAUAUAAAAUAGAUGGUCAUUUUUGCACACCAGUGCGCCACACUGAUGGUUUUGAAAUGACUGUAUGAUGUGAGGCCUGAGUUCUAAAGUGCCUUUUAGACUAUGAGCUCUGUGAUUUAAUCAAGAAAACCAUAAAGGAAACUUUCACAUGCUGUCAUUUCUUGUUAUUCUGUGCUGUGGUUAAGUGUGAUGAUAGAGCCUGUUAUGCAGUUUGGUCACAUUGUUUCAUCGGGCAAAACAGGGAAAAAUAUUAUUUGAAUGUAGUAGCAACUAUUCAGUGAUGUGUAAAUAACAUUCCAGUUCAUGCCGAAUGAGCAGCUUGGAAGCUGCUCAAAAAAAUGAUUUUGAUCAUUUUGACAGCACUGGCAAAUCAGGAUGUUGU
This is a messenger RNA of Perca flavescens (yellow perch), 3099 nucleotides long. RefSeq names its product G-protein coupled receptor 26. Lineage: Eukaryota; Metazoa; Chordata; Actinopteri; Perciformes; Percidae. Gene Ontology annotation, cellular component: membrane. Bases 435 to 1496 code for a protein of 353 amino acids. The transcript has 3 exons. Gene Ontology annotation, molecular function: G protein-coupled receptor activity. The record is from RefSeq and is a predicted model, not a curated record. Gene Ontology annotation, biological process: adenylate cyclase-activating G protein-coupled receptor signaling pathway.